AUGGUGACAAUCAAGCAUCCAUCUCUCGAAACCUAUGAAAAAUUAUAUGAUGAGUAUUCAACUAGCAUACAAUGUGCUUGUGCGAAUUUGUCUAUUCCUUGUGAAACAUUUCUUAAUGUAACAUUUGUCUUACAUCAAGUAUGUUCAAGCGGUCUAGUUUCAUCGAAUUGGUUCAAUUAUCUGUUAUUAUUCGAUCCAAAUCAUGUACCUGUUUGGACAGAAACAGACUUUUCACGUGAUUUUCGUUCUAUAGGACUCUGGUAUUUUCAACUUUUGGUCACUUUUUGUUCUGUGGCUGAUGCCAAUAUUGCCGAUGGUCAACGUAUUUUUAAAAAUGCUCUAUUCAUCAAUAAUAAUCUUCUUCCUCGAUCACUCUUCAUUCAAGAAGCUGAAGCUUUGGCCAAUGCAUUUAUAUAUAAAACAAGAAACACUUAUGCACGCACUUUGAAAUGGGUUGAUAUUGCUGGUAUUGUCAAUCGUUUUUCAACUGAAACAAAUAUCAAUUUUCAAAUCACAGUGACCAGCGAUAGCCAAUGGACUCAAUCGUGGUCUUCGAUUAGUUGCACCGUGGAUCAGCAAAUUGAUCCUGUUUUGUCUUCGAAAGUGGAAAAAUCGGAACAGUAUUCACGGUAA
Messenger RNA from Rotaria sp. Silwood2, 633 nucleotides. Lineage: Eukaryota; Metazoa; Rotifera; Eurotatoria; Philodinida; Philodinidae. The record is from the annotation of a GenBank genome assembly.